Messenger RNA from Onychostoma macrolepis, 671 nucleotides. It is a transcript of the gene oard1, whose product is annotated as O-acyl-ADP-ribose deacylase 1. Gene Ontology annotation, biological process: peptidyl-glutamate ADP-deribosylation. Bases 140 to 634 code for a protein of 164 amino acids. Lineage: Eukaryota; Metazoa; Chordata; Actinopteri; Cypriniformes; Cyprinidae. The transcript is spliced from 6 exons. The record is from RefSeq and is a predicted model, not a curated record.
AUUUAAACCUGCACUCAAAGCAAAAGAGAAACCUCUUUAUUUACAUUGAGUGACUAGAACUAUAUCAACGUUUAAAGGGAAGUAAAACACACAUUACCUUCAUUGUUGUGAAAAUAAUUCCAGUCAAGUCCCUGCUCAAAUGUCAAAGGAAUCUGAAGGACAAAAUCGUACGGAUGAAGGUAUGGCAAAACUCGUGUGCAGAUCAGGAUGGCGGCUGCUGCACAAGAGAGGAGAUUUGUUCACCUGUCCGGCCACCGAUGCCCUGGCGCACUGCAUCAGUGAAGACUGUCGCAUGGGAGCAGGGAUCGCUGUGCUCUUCAAGAAGAAGUUUGGUGGAAUAGAUGAGCUUCUGGCUCAGAAGCAGCAACCUGGGCAGUGUGCUGUCCUUAGAAUAUCUGACCGUUUCGUGUACUACCUGGUCACAAAGAAAAAGUACAACCAAAAACCCACCUAUGACAAUCUCAGAAAGAGCCUCGUGUCUAUGAGGGAACACUGCUUGGCUUAUGGCGUUAACAGUAUAUCCAUGCCUCGGAUUGGCUGUGGUCUGGAUAAACUGAAAUGGGAAAAUGUGUCUUCCAUGAUCACAGAAGUCUUCCAGGACACAAAAAUCUCCAUCACUGUGUACACAAUCUAGACCACAGCAGGUCUGAAACUCACAUUAUUUCUUAGCC